Messenger RNA from Condylostylus longicornis, 372 nucleotides. Its product is annotated as general odorant-binding protein 56a-like. The record is from RefSeq and is a predicted model, not a curated record. The coding region runs from base 1 to 372 and encodes 123 amino acids. Gene Ontology annotation, molecular function: odorant binding. Gene Ontology annotation, biological process: sensory perception of smell. The transcript is spliced from 2 exons. NCBI's taxonomy places the organism in Eukaryota, Metazoa, Arthropoda, Insecta, Diptera, Dolichopodidae.
AUGGUAGCUAUGAAGCCUGAAAAUCUGGCAAAAUUGAGGAAUAAACAAUUAAAAGCAACAAAAAAAUGUUCAGAAGAAAUUGAUAUUUCGCUAAUAGAAUAUCUGAAUUUAAUGCAUAAUGCAUCAGAAGAUGCCACAGAACCUAUGCAAUGUUUUAUGGAAUGUUUUUAUAAGAAACUGAAUUUAAUGAAAGAUGGUGAAAUACAAAAAGAAGUCAUAAUUAAGGAAAAAAAGAAAAAACUGGGCAAAGCGACAGCGACGUCAAUUGUUGAGGACUGCAUGGCAGAUUUACCAGACAACAAUGAUUGCGCUAAAGCCUAUAAAUUCCAUUAUUGUUUAAAUUUGGCUUUAUCUGAGAAAUCUGGAAACUAA